Molecule: messenger RNA, 3900 nt
Organism: Salvia miltiorrhiza (redroot sage)
Lineage: Eukaryota; Viridiplantae; Streptophyta; Magnoliopsida; Lamiales; Lamiaceae
Exons: 12
Coding region: 591-3698 (1035 amino acids)
Source: RefSeq, a predicted model, not a curated record
AGCGUUUUUUUUCCAUCUUGUUUCUCAAAAUUCAAAUUUAUAGCGUCUCUCUCCCAUUUUCCAUUUCACAAACAAAAAAUAUAUAUAGAUAUACGCGCACACACGUAUAGAUACAAAUAUAUAUAUAUGUAUGUGUAUGGUUUUAUAUGCGUAAGUUGAAAUACCUAUAUGUGCGUGAUGUAUCUCUCUCUGCGAAGAGAUGGUUGAUCAGAUAAUAGGAAAACAAAUUUGCUAGGAUUUUAAACCCUAACUUUUCUUUUCCAAUUUUCAUUGCUGUAUCUCGAUCCAUGUUAAGACAGAGAGAUUUUGGCUAGAUUAGGCGGUAGAGGAAGCGAAGGUUGCAACAUUUCUCGAGGGAUUUCGAGUUUUUAGUAUAUUGGGAUUGGGGGCGAACGCGUGGUUAAAUUCUGUUGUUUAGCAUUGGAUUUUGGUGCGAUUAGGGCAUGGAUUUUGAUUGAGCUGGAUCAAUCAACUGAAUUUUAGCUUGAAUGUUAGAUUGACUUGGGUCGCGGCGAGGUUGGAUAAAUUUGUACGAUUUAGACUGCGGUGGUUGCUUUUUGGGGAAGUUAGAUUUUAUUGGGGGCAGCAGAAUGAGCUCACAAGAUGAAGAUAGAAGGUCCUUGGACGAGGGUUCUGAAACUCAUGAAGAUGUUUCAACGAAGCCAAAAAUAUCCUAUUCAAGAGAGUUUCUACUGUCGAUCAGCACUUCGGAUAUCUGCAAGAAGUUGCCGAGCGGGUUUGAUGAAUCACUGUCAAGUGAAAUGGAAGAAGCACUGUUGAAAUUACCUGAUCGAACAAGAAUUCCUGGGAGCUUGCCAUACCAAGGUUUCAGAAGGAAUGAGUAUUCCUCAUCACCUCCUACUCGGGGGGAUACUAGUACAUACUCUAGAGGCAUUUAUGGGAAAUGGGAUAGCCGUUCUUCUGCCCGCAGUGAUCGAGACAGUGAUUCUCAGUCUGACAAGGACUCAGAUUCUGGGAAGCGUUUUGGAAAUCAAUCUCGACGUCCUUGGCAGACUCCUGAGCAUGAUGGGCUGCUUGGGAGCGGUUCAUUUCCAAGACCAUCUGGAUAUUCUGCUGGGAUCUCUGCGGCUAAGGUGCGACCAAAUGAGCAAAAUCAACUAAGCAGAAGCAGUGAACCAUAUCAUCCUCCGCGUCCUUACAAGGCAGUACCUCAUUCAAGAAAGGAUACCGAUGCCUUCAAUGAUGAGACUUUUGGCUCAAUCGAGUCUACUAAUGAAGAUAGAGCAGAGCAGGAGAGAAGGAGAAGAGCCUCUUUUGAGAUGAUGAGAAAGGAACAACAUAAAGCUCUACAGGAGAAACAAAUUAAUUCAGGGAAAAGCAAAGUUGGCGAUGUCUUAAGCCUUUGUGAAGGUUUGGUAGAUAGCAAAGAGGAAAAGGGGCUUUUUGUCAGGAAUAAUGAAUUAGAGGUUUCUGCUGUAACUCCUGCCUUAAGCAAUGACUCAGAAAAAUCAUCUUUAUCUUCACAAGCUCCUGCAUCAAGACCGCUUGUUCCACCAGGUUUUAAAACCAAUCCCCUAGAAAAAAGCGCUGGCUUGAAAUCGUUGAUUCAUCCUUCUCUGUCAGAGGUGUUAAAGCCUGUAACAAGUGAGAGCGCUGCAGAUGCUGACCCCAACCUGAAUCAAAAUGCUAAUCAUGGUCUUGAGAGUCGGCUCUCUGAAGAAAUCAGUCUAGUUGGCGGGCAGCCCACAGAUAAGACACAGCAAACACUCCUAUUGAAUAAGGGGGAACAUGUAAACGUACAUGUUAGUUUAGAUGGGCCUAAGCAAACUGCCAUAGAAGAUCAAUUGUUCCGCAUUUCCAGUCCCUUACAGACUCAUGGAACGCUGGAUGAUCCCAAUUUUGCCAAUCUCAAUGCUGAGGGAUUGGAGGAUAAAACCGUUUGUGAUUCUAGCAGAAGUCAUUCAACAUCAAUUUUAGAAAAGAUUUUUGGUAGCACAUUAUCUACGAAAAAUGAUGGCCACUCCAGCUCAGUUGAGCUUCACAAUAAUAAACCUGAUGAUAGAUGGAGCCCAAAGUCCGCCAACUCAUCGAAGUUUGCUCAAUGGUUUUCUGAGGAAGAAGCAAAGGCUGCUGAUGAUGUCUCAUCUGCAGGGCAGAAAGAUUUACUGUCAUUAAUAGUCGGCAGUGAUAAAGCUGCAGCUAAUGGGAUAUCUGAUCAAGCAUGCAGUAACAGCAAAGAGGAUGCUGUUCCAACUGUUCUUACCUGUGAAGACCUUGAACAAUCUAUCUUGUCUGAAUAUGGUACAAAGACUACCAACACACAGCCACACAUGAAAAGCUGGACCUCUGCUGGAGGAGAUAUUGCACAAUCAAGUGGACAUGCUGAUAAUCACGCUUCUCUACACCUGCUCUCAAUGUUGCAAAAGAGCUCGGACCAAACUAAUACAGUUGUUAGCCCUGUUAAUAUCAACUUGGCUGAUAAACAAGUAGUUUCUCAGGAACAUGAUAGGGCCACAGUGAUGAAUGAGCCUAAAGAGGAAGAAAAUGGUAAUUUGGGGAAGACACUCACUCUGGAAGCCCUCUUUGGAACUGCUUUCAUGAAGGAGCUAGAGUCGGUUGGAGCCCCUGUUUCUGUCCAAAGAGGCUCUACUGGCUCUGCUCGAGUUGAUGCCCCAGAGGCUCAUGCAUUUCCUUUUACCAUUGGAGACAAUGAUAUUUCUUCUUCAACAGUAGAAAAUACCGAGCUUCAGAGACCAAUUCAUGACUAUAAUGUCUCUUCAAACCAUAGACAGAUUGCAAAAUUUAGUGGGGCUGAUAACUGGCUUGGCGUCGGCGAUUCUUCAAUUGGAAUAUCUUCACCAAAGCGUCAAACUGAAUCGCUCAACAAACGUGGUGGAUUUGAAAGGAAUGCUGGAUAUCAACUGCCUGAAGAAGAAAACUUUAUUUCUGCAGGUGAUACUCGCGAUCCCAGGUUGCUCCCAAUAAUGCCAGGCGGUGGUUCAAUCAACAGUGUAAACAGUUCUUCAAGUACACCGAUCAACAUAGCAGAGAAACUGGCAGUGUUUGGUGGUAUUAUUAAAGACAAGCAAAGCAUGGUAGGUUCAGAAGGCAUUCCCUUUCCACACAACUCGUAUGAACAAAGGGGACCUGAUAUUUCCUAUCCUAAUAAUCUCCAGUUGCAGCAGCAAUCAUCUCAACGUUUUCAGCCUCCACAAAUUACCCAACCAAGGCCAUUGUAUCAUCACUUGGAAUCACAUCCUGCUCACAUGAGCUCCCACCUGAAGUUCCUGAGUCCAGAGCGCACUUUUGGUCACGAUUCUCCAGUUAAUCACCAACUCUCUUCACCUAUGAUUCGGCCGUCUUUCCAUCACAAUCCCAAUGUUAGGGUUUCUGGAUUUGACGUUGCUCCUCCGCAACACCCAAUGUUGCAUCAGAUGCAAAUGCCAGGCAGCCAUCCUCAGUUUGCAAGGGGUGGUCCAGUUCCCCAUCAUGGCAACCAACCGACUGGUUUUGUCCAGGAAAUGAAUCAAAUGCAAGGUCUCCCCUUUGGGCCCCGCUUACCAAACAUUGGCGGCAGUGGAGUGCCGAUGCCAGGCGGUACCCCUCCCGAAGCGUUCCAGAGGCUAAUAGAAAUGGAGCUCCGAGCAAAUUCAAAGCAGAUUCACCCUUUUGGCCCUCCUGGUCACAACCAAGGAAUAUACAGCCAUGAGCUAGACCUGGAGUCUAGGUACCGAUAGUCGGUUGCAAUUACACGUGGAAGAAAAUGCAGUCUCGUCUAUGUGAAUAGAUCAAGCACCCCUCCCAGUGACCUGGUCUAUAGAAUGGAUAGUUUUGCUGCACUGUAAUUUCAGGAUCUCAAUCAGAUUGUGGUAGAACCAUGUAAAAGGGUUGUUUCCUGACUCUGCUGUGGAUAUAUGCAUGUUCGUUUCAACAGUUUUA